Messenger RNA from Salvelinus sp. IW2-2015, 4021 nucleotides. Its product is annotated as hepatocyte nuclear factor 6-like. Gene Ontology annotation, cellular component: nucleus. NCBI's taxonomy places the organism in Eukaryota, Metazoa, Chordata, Actinopteri, Salmoniformes, Salmonidae. Gene Ontology annotation, biological process: regulation of transcription by RNA polymerase II. Gene Ontology annotation, molecular function: DNA-binding transcription factor activity, RNA polymerase II-specific; RNA polymerase II cis-regulatory region sequence-specific DNA binding. The coding region runs from base 56 to 1498 and encodes 480 amino acids. The transcript is spliced from 2 exons. The record is from RefSeq and is a predicted model, not a curated record.
GGGAGAGAGAGGGAGGGGAGGGAGGUGGGAUCGGGAAAGAUAUAUUCUUUCAGCGAUGGAAGUCACAAUGGAAAACCUUGGCAACCUUCACGGCGUCUCGCACUCACAGGCGGGGGACCUGAUGAGCUCCUCACACGCUCGGCAGUCCUCCGCCCCUUCUCACCGGAACCUAGUUUCUCACGCGCACGGCCGGUCGGCGAUGGUGUCCAGCAUGGCCUCGAUACUGGAUGGUACCGGGGACUACCGGACAGACCCCUCGUCGCUCUCCGGCCACCUUCACCCGGCCAUGAGCAUGUGCGAGUCCGGGAUGAGCCUGAGCAACACCUACACCACCCUGACACCUCUCCAGCACCUACCUCCCAUAUCCACCGUCUCCGAUAAGUUCCACCACCCACACUCCCACCACCACGCAGCCGCCCAACAGCGACUCUCCACGGGGAAUGUCAGCGGGAGCUUCACGUUGAUGAGGGAUGACCACCGGGGGCUGGCGUCUAUGGGCAACCUAUACUGCCACUACCCUAAAGAUAUGUCCGGCAUGGGCCAUGGGUCCCUCUCCCCGCUGUCCAACGGCCUCGGCUCUUUGCACAACUCCCAGCAGACGCUCUCRGCCUACGGUCCAAGUGCUCACCUCUCCAAUGAUGCCAAGAUGCUCUCCCCCGUGACAGGYUUCGAGUCCCACGCCGCGAUGCUGUCUCGGAGCGAGGAGCACAUUGCCAGGAGUUUAGGUGGCCAUGGGCACGGCAUGAUCUCCAACCUCAACGGGAUGCACCAUACGCACAGCCACCUCCACUCCCAGGCCAAUGAGGCAGCGAUGCUGGCCGAGCGGGAGAGGCACGGCGCUGGGCCCGGCCAGGGAGGAGGGUCAGGCGGGCAGGCGGAGGAGAUCAACACUAAGGAGGUGGCUCAGCGGAUAACAGCGGAGCUGAAGCGCUACUCCAUCCCCCAGGCGAUUUUCGCACAGAGGAUCCUAUGUCGGUCCCAAGGAACCCUCUCGGAUCUUCUGCGGAACCCCAAGCCGUGGAGUAAACUCAAGUCCGGCAGGGAGACGUUCCGGAGGAUGUGGAAGUGGCUCCAGGAGCCCGAGUUUCAGCGGAUGUCUGCCCUUCGGUUGGCUGCCUGUAAGCGGAAGGAGCAGGACCAGGGUCGCGAAAGGAACCUGGUCCCCAAGAAACAGCGGCUGGUGUUCACCGACUUGCAGCGCCGCACGCUGGCGGCUAUCUUUAGGGAGAACCGCCGUCCCUCCAAGGAGAUGCAGAUCACCAUCAGCCAGCAGCUGGGCCUGGAGCUCUCCACCGUCUCAAACUUCUUCAUGAAUGCACGGCGACGCUGCCACGACCGCUGGGGGUCCACCGGAGGCACUGAGGGGAACGAGCACGGGGAUGUGCAUGGGAACGUGCAUGGGCACGGUCACAUGCACGCUCAUGGGAACAACAACAACGCCGGUUCAUCCACGGCGCAACCGGGUACCUCCUCUGCUACCGCCUUCUCCAAGGAAUAAGAGAGAAGGGAAGGGGGUAGGAGAGGAUGGAGGGGUUUGGAUCUAAAGCAGUGGUCACUGACCCUGGUGUGCAGGCUUUUUGUCCAGCUCAGCUGAUUCAACUCCUGGUCUUGAUGAAUAGUUGAUGAAUUGAAUCAGGUGUCUAUGACCAUUGGUCUGAAGGUGUUCUCUUUUUGUGUGGGAUCUCACCCUUUACUCCAUUUUGUUUGUCCAUCAGAAACCAAUGAGAAACCAACAGGUCUGAGAGCAGAAGGGUGUAUUGGUGUCCCAAAUUAUCCUCAGACCCUUAAGUUUGAGCAAAUCUGUCUCUAACCCCCCCCCCCCAAAAAAAAUAAAUAAGAUACGGAGUCUAAAAUAGCUAAGAUAAGGUAGUCCCACAGAAUAGCUUUGUCUCCCUUUUUUGGAUUGAUAAAUCCACAAGCUCAAGUCUAUGACUAAUGGGCCAAGCAAAUACACCAAAGACAACCCCAUGGCAAUAGACCUGACUGCACAGCACCAGUGGCCAUGUGUUUAAAACAGGCAAGGAUAAACAGUCAGACAUGUCCUCUCUUCUUCUGCUCAGUCAGAAAAACACACAUUUCACUGUGUGUUUGUGUGUAUGCUAUGUACUUGCAUGUGUGCUUGUGUGUGUGCAUGUGUUUGUACAAUCACACUCCAGGAGUGUGGUUUCUCUGCAGCAAUCUGGUCUGCUAUGCAAGUGCAACAGUGCCACCCGCUGGUCGUUUCAGCACACUGUUGCGAGUGAGGAGGUAUCUGACUCCAUGCACACAUCUCAAUAGUCUAACUGUCUCCUUUCCUUCAUCUGCACUGAUAUAAAAUACCUAGAAAGGUGAAAGCCAAACACCAGGAGAACAAUCAUUACACUGCUUUCACCUAUUUUGCACUUUCAGGUCAGCGCAGAUGAAGAAGAGGUGACAUGGGGAGACAGACAUGCACACACGCACAUGCACACAYGCACACGCAUAUGCACAUGCACAUGCACAUGUGCAUACACACACACAGCCUGAACUGCUUUGUUUUGGGAACAGAGGACAUGUCCAAAGACUAUCAUCCAUAGUCAUAUUUUGAUUUUGAUUUGAUUUGACUAAGAUUCCAUAUUUUGUAUGGCUGUUAACUAUGUAGCUACUGGAUGGUAUUUUCAGGUACCAAAGAGUUACAAUCAAAUGGGAAAAAUCUGGACCUUAUUGAGUGUUCGAUCGAGGUAACAGGAGGGGACUGCCCUGCUCUAGUGGCCAAACACAAGGGUCAAACGUCACAAUAUAAUUUGAGUGCCAAUGACAUUUACCCUUUUAUGAUAAUCAGAGAGAGCAGGUGCAACUACUUCCCUUACCAUGCCCCCUAGUGGGCGGCCAGUGCCAUAGCAACCAACAAAUCAUUCUAGAUCCUCCCAUAGAGAACGAGCUCUAUGGGGAGAUGUGGUCAUUCCAUUUCUCACAAGAAUGGAUUAAUAGAUCUUAUCAAUACUAACCAAAACAUACUGAAAAUUAACUGUAAAUAAACUAUGGCUUUCGAGCUUUAGCUCUCUGUCUUCCCUCCCCCUCCCCCUCUCCUCUCCUCUCCUCUCCUCUCCUCUCCUCUCCUCUCCUCUCCUCUCCUCUCCUCUUUCUUUCUAUAAUAUUGAUGCGGGUAAAAAGUAGUACUAUAGACACAAAGUUUCUCUUUCUUGUGACUAUUGUGCUCUGUAGUGCUGGAAAUACAUGUAAAGAAGCACCUUGUUAAUAAAACAUAAAACAUAAAAAAUAAUAGUUAAAAUAAAGAAAAUCUACAUGGAAAAGACUGAUCAUUCACAAACGAAACAACGGAACACAACAGAAUGACUGUGCAUAUUUGUUCAUACUUGUGUGAUGAAGUAGAUGGACUCCUAGCUGGACUUACCGAAGGACCUCUAUGACCUCUGAACUUUUACCCCUGAACUGGACCGCCCCCUGCAUUCCUCUCUGCUGAAAGCUCCAAUGAGGGGGCACCGAAUCGGGCGGGGGAAGGAAUGACAAUGUCACUUCCUCUUUAACCUCUUGUUUCCUGUUGGAGAGGUCUAGUGGGGGACAUACUGUAAAAGGCAGGAAUCAGGAAGAUAUAUUUUUUCCAGGUUACCGUGGAAACCGAUGUGUUCCAUUUCCUUCCACUUGUGUAGCAUCUUCUAGCGGGCGAUAAUCAUAUUUAAGGUGGAGAUGCGAACAGGGACUAUGUGGGGGUGUAGAGCACAGGAGGUUGGUGGUACCUUAAUUCGGGAGGACAGGCUCGUGGAAAUAGCUGGAGCAGAAUUAGUAGAAUGGUUUCAAAUACAAUUCCAUCCGUUCCCGGCCAUUAUUAUGAGCCGUCCUCCCCUCAGCAGCCUCCUGUGAUAUAGAUGGGUCUCACUUAGAGGCAGAGAAGAGACCUAUAGGUGUCCAGGGAGAGAUUUGUAGGUUUGUAGCGAGGAUGUUUAAAGCAUUAUGUUCAAAUCCAAAGUGAAGCUGAGACAUGAUGUAUACCUCACACAAUAGAGUGGACUGUGACACAGCCACGGAUACCAAAGAUACUUCA